Molecule: messenger RNA, 832 nt
Organism: Daldinia vernicosa
Lineage: Eukaryota; Fungi; Ascomycota; Sordariomycetes; Xylariales; Hypoxylaceae
Exons: 1
Coding region: 109-537 (142 amino acids)
Source: RefSeq, a predicted model, not a curated record
UGCCAUACGUACAUAGUAAGCAAAGGCCUGCUUCGUCUAAGCCGUACCGAGACCCUUGAUAUGACGCGUCUGCUCCGCUCGACCGAGAGAUAGAAGGGGGGAUUUACGAUGCACGUACAUACAUUGACUAAGCUAAGGAAAGGGGAGGAAGAAAAAGAAAAAGAAAAUUCUAUGUACGUUCUUCCCGGAUACGACGGUAUUCCCAUGGAACAUUGCGGAAGCUGGCGUCCCCCGGAUUACGCCUUGAUAUACGUACAUAGGCUAAGAGGAGGUAGUAUCGUAGAUAGACCGUCAUUUGUGCUUGGUACCUACAUUAGGGCACGGUACGUGUUUCUUGGCUGGUGUAGGGGGAGGGGGCCGCGGGUCGUUCGUCCCGAGGCCCUGGUGGCCGGCACGUCGGGGCUUGGCUUGGCUUGGCUUGGUUUAGUGUCUUGGUGCUUGGGUAGAUAUGGUUGGUUGGGUAUGGUUGGGUAUAUAUGGAGUUGGAUAGGUAGAUAUAUACUAUGCUAUACUAUACUAUACUAUAUAUGUAGAUAGCUUAGGUACCUAAGGUAAGGUAGGAAGGAAGGAGACUUGUAGAUAGAUAGAUAGAUGGAUAAUCAAUCACACGUGGUUCGGGCCGUUGGUCCCCGGUUCCGAGCUCGGAGAACACGUGGUGUCGCGGGCGGCGGUGCGGCGGCUUGCGGUGAGCGAAAAAGCUAUGGCUAUUGUUAUACUAUAACUAGGGUGAGUGGGUAGGUUAGGUAGGAAGGAUGGAUGGAAGGAAGGAAGGAAGGAAGUUAGUACGGAGUGUACGGAAGUCCCCAUCAAAAGUUUUGUCCAUAGGCCAGCC